AUGUCCGCCAAGGGCCUCCGCCCCGGCAACGGGCGCCAGACCGACCUGCUGAAGCAGUUUCACCUGUCGCGCAACCCCUUUGUCGACCGCACUGCCGAGAAGACGGAGCUCGAUGAUGUGUCGCUCUACAUCCACAGUGACCUGCAAGGCUUCAAGCCAUCAGGCGAGUCCUGGUGUGCUCUUAUUAGGCUGGCACCCCCACGAGGACCCUGCAUGCAGCGCGCUUACCAGGCAUACAACGACGCGGCACGCGCCUCUGGCAAGACGCGCGGCCACUUUGUCAUUGACCUCUCCCGCCCCGGCCACCUCACCGGCUGCCUGCGCCAGUUCCAGGAGCGCGUGGGCGCCUCUGACGAGAACUGGGAUGCGCUGUUCAGCGAGGCAUGGACCUCUGCCGACAUGGUGGACUGCAUGCUGAGCUAUGCGGCCACGCACCUUGUGGAUGAGGUGACAGACACCGCCAGCGUGGAGGGGAUGGACAUGCUGGAGCGCAUACGCUCGGACCCGCGUGCCGCCAAGCAGUUCCUGCUGCUGGCCCACCUGUAUGCCAAGACGGACGCCAACUCACUCGACUUCCUGCGCGCCAAGCUGCUGCCGGCACGCUACUCCGCGCUUCAGCUGACAGCGGCGGCUGGCGUCGGCACCGUGCUGGCGGGAGGCACCGCGAUUGCGUCCCACAACCCAGAGUUGGCUGGCCUGCUGUCGGGGCCGCUGGAGGCGGUGCGAGGCGAGGUGGAGGCCAACGCCCCUUUCCUCACAGACCACCCGCGGCUGAGCCUGGCGCUGGCAGGCACAGCGGCGCUGGGUGGCGCAUACCUGUAUCGCCGCCACACGCGCACCAGCGGGCUGGGGCGAGCUGCGGCACUCGUCGGCCAGGUGCGCGUUGUGAAGCAGCAGCAGCUGCAGACGAUCGCGGCGAUGCUGGGCGCGCUGUUCAGCUCCCACGACUCUGCUGAGACCAUCCGCCAGCUGUGCAUCGGGGUGUCGGCACACCAGAAGCUGGACCUGCUGUCCGGCCUGGUGCGGCUGCUGGGCUUUGAAUCGCUCGCCGUGUUUGGCGACUGUUUUGACGAGGUGGUGCUGCUUGACCCCGUGCUGUACCCGGGCGCGCUGAAGGUGUUUGCGCGUGAGGUGUGCAAGAACGACAUGCUCAGCUUUGGUCGAAUGCACCUGUUCUUCCCCGACUCCCGCCUCUCACUGGACCUCAACACAGACAAGACGCUCAAGGCAGGCCUCAAACGCACGCAUGCAUGGGGCUCCGCCUGCCGCCUGCGCUGCCACGUGGAGGCGCGGUUUGACCGCCACUUUGUGCGGGACCUGCAGUGGAGCCGGCACCAGCUGGAGGAGCUGGCAGAGCGGCGCUUCAUGGCGGCGCAGAUGGAGCAGCUUCGCCGCAACAGCACCAGCGCCAGCGCCAGCUCGGGCGGCGGCGAGGUGCAUGUGGAGGACAAGCAGCUGCACAGCUUUGCCGACCUGUUCAACGCCAUCAAGGUGGAGGACUUCUCCUCGUACAUCUCCAAGCUGACGACGCCCCGCGAGCUGAUGCUCUUCAUGACAGAGCUGCUGGCACGCAUUGAGGCGCACCCCGACAACGAGCUCAGCGCGCAGGACAUGGAAAUCGCGGUGGCCAAGGCGCUGGAGCAGGCGGUGUGA
This is a messenger RNA of Chlorella variabilis, 1653 nucleotides long. RefSeq lists its product as hypothetical. The transcript has 10 exons. Lineage: Eukaryota; Viridiplantae; Chlorophyta; Trebouxiophyceae; Chlorellales; Chlorellaceae. The record is from RefSeq and is a predicted model, not a curated record. The coding region runs from base 1 to 1653 and encodes 550 amino acids.